This is a messenger RNA of Phacochoerus africanus (Common warthog), 582 nucleotides long. RefSeq names its product ribosomal protein L22 like 1 (gene RPL22L1). Gene Ontology annotation, biological process: cytoplasmic translation. The transcript is spliced from 4 exons. The coding region runs from base 99 to 467 and encodes 122 amino acids. Gene Ontology annotation, molecular function: structural constituent of ribosome; RNA binding. The record is from RefSeq and is a predicted model, not a curated record. Gene Ontology annotation, cellular component: ribosome. NCBI's taxonomy places the organism in Eukaryota, Metazoa, Chordata, Mammalia, Artiodactyla, Suidae.
GGUGAUCUUACGUUCUCGACGCGUGACUCAGCACGCUUUGGUAUAAAUACGUGCUGCCGGAAGACGCUUUCUCUCUUACCGCGUGGCCGGCCUCCAACAUGGCGCCGAAGAAAGACAAGAAGCCUAAGAAGUCAACCUGGAAGUUUAAUUUGGACCUGACUCAUCCAGUAGAAGAUGGAAUUUUUGAUGCUCGAAAUUUUGAACAGUUUCUACGGGAGAAGGUUAAAGUGAAUGGAAAAACUGGGAAUCUUGGGAAUGUUGUUCACAUUGAACACUUCAAGAAUAAAAUCAUGGUUGUUUCUGAGAGACAGUUCUCUAAAAGGUAUUUGAAAUAUCUUACCAAGAAAUACCUUAAGAAGAACAAUCUUCGGGAUUGGCUUCGUGUGGUUGCAUCUGACAAGGAGACCUAUGAACUUCGUUACUUCCAGAUUAGUCAAGAUGAAGAUGGAUCAGAGUCUGAGGACUAAAUGAAGCUGUCUUUUAUAGGGCUUCGCAUGCUAAUAACAAAUGAAGCAAGAGAAAGAGACAUCUAGAAAUUGACCUUUAGUUUAUCAAUGAAUAAAAAACAUUGUACUCUGUUAA